This is a messenger RNA of Linepithema humile (Argentine ant), 1857 nucleotides long. It is a transcript of the gene pll, whose product is annotated as serine/threonine-protein kinase pelle. Gene Ontology annotation, biological process: signal transduction; protein phosphorylation. NCBI's taxonomy places the organism in Eukaryota, Metazoa, Arthropoda, Insecta, Hymenoptera, Formicidae. The record is from RefSeq and is a predicted model, not a curated record. Gene Ontology annotation, molecular function: ATP binding; protein kinase activity; protein binding.
AUGAUGAGAUCAGUAGUCACUUUGGGAAAUCCGUAAAUGUGUGUAGUUAGUUCAGAUUCAGUUGUAUAAUUCAGUUUGUGUAAAAAAACACGAUAAAUUAAAUAUUGAUUUGCCAAAGUGUCGCACUCGUUACCGUCACUUUAGCGAUAUUGCUAUGUAAUAUGUCGUGCACAGUGAAUUAAGAAUAUAGUGUUUUUAUACAAUGAUAACCUCACAAUUCAGUGAAAUGGCAAACGGAAACGUCGAAUAUAUUUAUCAGUUACCUUUCUUUGAACGUUCAGAAUUUUGUAAAAUUAUGAAUCAAAACGACAAAUGGGAAGAACUAGCUGGUACAUGGAUGAAUUAUGAUGUUUUAACGAUACAGAAUCUGAGGAAAGAAAAGAAUCCUGCAGAUGAACUUUUGACAUUAUGGAGUCAACAUAAUCAUACAAUAAAGGAAUUGUUUGUCUUACUGUCUAGAAUGCAACACUAUCAAUCAAUGGUACCUUUGUUACGUUUUGUUGAUAAGAAAUUUCAUCGGCUUUUACAUAAUGGAGAAGGUAAUCUGCAGUACAUAUCACGCAACCAUCUGUUCAACAAGAAUACCAAGGAUUUGAAAAUUGGAACACAGAAUUUUAAUCAAUGUGUAUCUCCAACACAAAUUGUUGAUAAAAUUUUAAAUCAGCCAAUAGCACAAUUGGCUAUUAGUCCAAGCAACUCUAAUAAUUUGCUAGUAGCUUCACCAGUAGCAGCUGCUGCUUUCUCACCAUCUCCAUCAAAUACUGGUAGUAAUGAUAAGAAGAUCAAUGAACUGCCAUCGCCACUGCCAAAGGCAGAAGCUACUUUACCACAUGCAAGUUAUAGUAAACUAGCUAUUGCCACAAAUGGAUGGAACCAACACAAUAUAUUGGGAAAAGGUGGUUUUGGAACAGUAUAUAGAGGAGUUUGGAAAAACACCGAAGUGGCGAUAAAGAAGAUUCGACAGAAAGGAUCUGAUUCGGAUUCGGAAAGUUAUAUAUUACAACUCCAACAAUCACUAAAAGAAAUCAAAAUUCUAAAUUCUCAUGCCCACGAAAAUAUUUUAGCUUUAUACGCGUACAGUUUUGGCGGUGAAGCACCCUGCUUAGUGUAUCAGCUAAUGAAGAAUGGAUCUUUAGAGGACAGAUUGCUGUUAAGACAAAAAACUGAGCCGCUGAUAUGGAUACAAAGACACGAAAUUGCUAAAGGUAUAGCGCGUGGAUUGCAAUACUUGCAUACUAUUGGAGAGAAACCGUUGAUUCAUGGUGAUAUUAAAAGCGCUAAUAUCUUGUUGGAUAAAAAUUUUGAACCCAAAAUCGGUGAUUUUGGCUUGGCACGAGAAGGCCCUGAAAGGGACAGUAUGCAAAUCAGCAAGAUCCAUGGAACUAGACCCUACUUACCUGAAGAAUAUUUAUAUGAUAGAAGAUUAUCUACAAAGAUAGACACUUAUAGCUAUGGCAUAGUUUUAUUCGAAAUGGCAACUGGUCUUCGGGCUUAUGAUAAAUCACGACCUGAAAAGAAAUACUUACGAGAUUUAAUUGAUGCUUGGGAAGACAAAGAUCUUUAUUUAUUGAUAGAUAAAAAAGCAGGUGAAAGCUGUAUGCAAGUAUAUGAAAAUUUAAUAAAAAUGGGAAAAUGGUGUGCUAAUCGAUUGGCACAAAAUCGACCGGAAAUGGAACUCGUAUUUCGAAAAUUGAACGAUUUAUAAAUUUUUAUAAUCGUAACGUAUAUUGCUUUUUUUAAUCUGAUCAAAGAGAGAGUUAAGAUAUUUACUCCAAAUAUAAAAACAAAUAUGAAGAGCUGAUUGUGAUAUAAACUGUAUACUGUAAAAAUAUAUACAUCAUCGUAUUAUUAAAAAUU